This is a messenger RNA of Penicillium subrubescens, 789 nucleotides long. Its product is annotated as BTB/POZ domain-containing protein. Gene Ontology annotation, molecular function: protein binding. The coding region runs from base 1 to 789 and encodes 262 amino acids. The record is from RefSeq and is a predicted model, not a curated record. Lineage: Eukaryota; Fungi; Ascomycota; Eurotiomycetes; Eurotiales; Aspergillaceae. The transcript has 3 exons.
AUGUUUAAACGUUCCUUUUCUUCGAAGAACCGGGCGGGGAAGACCGUCAAGCCUUCCAGGAAGAAAUACGAUGAGCAAGCGAAAGACAAGAUGCGGGAGAGCAUGGACAAAGGCGAAACCUCGUCAGCGCCAAGCCCUCUUACCAGCGCCAUCAUCACCAUGAUGGUUGGCCAGGAUCAGCGUCUGUUUGCUGCCCACGAGGAUGUCUUGUCCAUCUCGCCGUUCUUUCGCACUGCUUUGAAGGAAAAAUUCCUGGAAGACGGUGCAAAGCAACUUGCUUUGCCUGACGAGGAGCCUGAAAUCCUGUCUUGUGUUCUGGAGUAUCUGUACAAGGGCGACUACUAUCCGCGCCUGCUACAUGGCAAGCGUCGAGACUCUUGGCACCUCGAGAAUGCACAGGAUAACAGUAACAAUGGAGGCCGCGGAUCGAGCGAGGCAACUAUCUUCCACCCUGGCGUAGGAGAUGUUGUGCUCCGUGAUACGGUCGUCUACUGCGUUGCCGAGAAGUACGGCCUGGAAGGUCUGAAGCGCCUUGCCCUCAGAAAGCAGGGGCUUCAAAUGGGUAUUCCAGCCGACGUGAUCUUGCGAUCUGCUCGGUACGCCUAUGACAAUACACCGGACACGGAGUCUCGAUUGCGCGCUCACUACCUGGCUCUCAUCAUCCGUACUCGCAGGACUUUUAAGAGAAGUGGAACCAUGCAGAUGGAAAUGGAGAUGGGUGGCAAGUUGUUUUUUGAUCUGUUUGUGGCAAUGUGCAACCACAUGGACGACCUCGUGGAGAUCCGGUAG